AUGUUCAACAGAGGAGAUUUCGGCAGAGGAAGCUCUGGUAGAGGUCGAGAAGAUGAGAAGGAUGACAGUGUGGGCAGCGGAAGUAGCAGGGGUAGUCGUUGGGGGAGAGCCAGAGGCAGAGGCAGAGGCAGAGGCAGCAGCGGAUCUGGGAAUCCGGAAGAUACUAACAACCCGCCCGUCGCCAGCCCGGCGACUUUCACCUUCCCCAAUCCGAGUGCCCCAUCCUUCACUCCGUCUCACACCUUCGGUGGUGAACCAACAGCCACGUUCACCCAGAAUCUUCCGACACAUUUGCGAGGACCAGAGAUCACGACCGAAGCAGUCCCAUUCGACUCUCAGCAAGUCUUCGACAACAUCAACGAGCAUGUGAAGCCUACCCGGCCGGGCAAGACGUUGAGCGAUGCUGAUGUGGACAACGUCAAGAAGGAUCUCGGCUUGCGUGUUGCUUUCGCUAAGCCCUCACCCGGCCACAGAGAGAUCAAGGUUGCGACCAACUACUUCAAGCUUAACGUCCCGGAGCGACUUUAUGUUUACGUGGUUGAGAUGUUCCGUGACUUCACGCUGACAUAUUCGUCCAUCAUGGUGUAG
Baudoinia panamericana UAMH 10762 is the source of this 588-nucleotide messenger RNA. RefSeq lists its product as uncharacterized. The transcript has a single exon. Lineage: Eukaryota; Fungi; Ascomycota; Dothideomycetes; Mycosphaerellales; Teratosphaeriaceae. The record is from RefSeq and is a predicted model, not a curated record. Bases 1 to 588 code for a protein of 195 amino acids.